GUUUGGCUACUGCUCUGAUACACCAAUCUGAUACACCAAUCUGGGACGCAUCCUAUCUUCGCCGCAAACACAUACUCACCUACAAGCCUCUUUUCAUCAGUCUUACCAACGACCUCUGCUAUCCCAACCAACAAAAAAAAAAAAAACACCAAAGCGAAACCCCAUCAAAAUGAAGGCCACCAUCGUCGCUGCUGCCCUGGCCCAGGGCGCCGCUGCUGUCGCCGCCCCCAACGGACCGGGCAAUGGAAACUGGGGCCCCGGGAACGGUGCCGGUUUCGGUGGAUUCGGAUAUGGCGGUGGAUUUGGCGGCUUUGGCCCCGGAGGCUUCGGCAUGGGUGUUGCUCAGUGCGCUAGCUCUUGCUUCUCCUCCCACUUCGCGACCGCCACCCCUACCCCCCAAGCUUUCUGCACCGAUACCCCGGCGCUGAACGACUGCGUUCGCUCCGCCUGCACCACCAACACGGCGGCGCUGGCGUCGUACACCUCCGUGUCCUCGUCCGUGUGCAACGCCUUCACGUCCUGCGCGAGCACGAGCACCUUCACCUACAGCGGCGGCUGGUGGGGCGGCGCGUCCAAGACGGAUGCUGCCGUCACGAUCACGGGAUGCCCCGUCGACGGCUGGUGGGGCCCCGGCGGCGCGUGGGGCGGCAUGGGCCCCGGCUGGGCCUACAAGACCGACACCGUCACAGUCACCCGCACUGUCAACGGCGUCCCCGUCACGGGACCCGCCACCGUCGCCCAGGCCGUUUCGGGCAGCAGCACGCUGUUGACGACCUUCACCGGCGCGCUGGCGGCCCAGGAGACGGGCUCGUCCGGCUCCGGCUCGAAGAACGCCGCGGCUGGUGGCGACUCCAACCGCGCUGUCAAGGUUGCCGGGGCUGCCUUGGGCGCGGUCGUCGCUGUCGUCGGCUUGAUGUAAGGGAUGCGACACCACCGGACUGGGGGGCUGUCGAUCCCAUUACCCUUAAACCUGUAUAACGCGACAAAAAUAAGGGGCCAAUGAUUUGGUGUCAAUUGUGGGGGCAAGGUUUCGUUUCUAUUUCAACGUCAUCCCUUGAUGACUAGGACCACGUGGACGCAUGGAUGUUAAUAAGGCUGGAUACCUUGUGUGUAACUUUUUCGAUGACGAGACGUCUCUGUUGGGAGAUGACCACAGUCUUUACUUAUGAUCUAGAAUAGUCACGGCCGGACGCGAUGAAUGGAAAUGAAUGUGUUUGUUUUUCAC
Molecule: messenger RNA, 1225 nt
Organism: Colletotrichum navitas
Lineage: Eukaryota; Fungi; Ascomycota; Sordariomycetes; Glomerellales; Glomerellaceae
Exons: 2
Coding region: 170-919 (249 amino acids)
Source: RefSeq, a predicted model, not a curated record